GUGUAUCAUUAUUUCUACCCUUUGACAGGUCUCUUUACUGGCAGACCAGCUGACUACCUCUUUAUGUUGCUGUUUUCCUGGAUCUGCUGUGUUAUUGUGGCUCUGCUUGGAGAGAUGGUGGUGUUAAUGGACCCCAUGGUGAUGGCAGUCCUCUAUGUGUGGUGUCAGCUCAACAAGGAUACCAUUGUCACCUUUUGGUUUGGCACACAGUUCAAAGCCAUGUACUUGCCAUGGGUCCUCCUAGGAUUCAACAUGAUCAUUGCAGGAGGAGGUAUGAUGGAGUUAGUGGGGAUCCUGGUGGGCCAUCUCUACUUCUUCCUAAUGUUCAAGUAUCCUCAAGACUUCGGUGGCGCUUCCUGGCUACAGACCCCCCAGAUCCUGUACGACUAUUUCCCCAAUCAAAGAGGAGUUGUGUCAGGCUUUGGACGUGCCCCUACAGCUCCCAGGGCAGGUGGAGGAGGUGGUGGUGGUGGUGGCAUCUUCCGUGGACAGGGACACACACUUGGUUGAAAGCCUUGUGGUUUCCUUUUAUGUUUUAAUUCAUAUCAUCAGCUGUAUUUUGUGUGGUUUAAUCAUAUGGGGGAUCCACAUUCAUGACAAGAAUGUAGUGUUGCACUUAUACUUGACAAAGUCUGUAACAUGGACCAUUUACUGUGUUUGAGUGAUCACAAAGUGCUGUACAGAGAUUGGAGGUCACUAAACACAAGUACAGUACAGUAUGGUUAUCUUGGUAACAUAUUGAAUAAAUCUUGGAGUGCAACUUUUACUUUUCUUGAAAGAAUGAUUAUUAUAUCCAGCUGGUGGGUGAUAACGUCUCACUUUUUGUUUACUAUUUUGUAUUUUCUCUGCCAGAGUUGAAGUCCCUUAAGACUUUAUAUUUUUUGUUUGUUGACAAAAAUGCCAUUUAAUUUACUUGUGUUGGUGUGUACCUUUUAAUGGGUCAGAAAUUAAUGUUUUAUAAAAGAGGAUUUUUGUAAUAUAUAUGAUGUGUUUGUUUUUAUGCCGACAUCAUAUACUUGUUAUUGCAACUUGUAUUUUUCCUAAUAUAUAUUUUGAUGGUCAUUUGGCAAAUCUUAUUUUCUUUAGAUGUGAGGAGUUGGCUGUACAGUAUGCACACAAUUGACAUUAGAAUAUAAAGCUCAGUUCUGCAUCAAAUGUGAGAAGUUCAUAUUACACCCUAAUGAUACAUCAUCAUCUUCAGUGUAACACAAUGUAAAUAACCAGCAAACAUUACCUUUUAUGUUAUUUAAUUUUCUGAAACUGUACAAGCCUUAAUGAACCAGAUAAUUGGUCAUCGGUAAAGUUUUCCCUCUGUGUCAUUUACGGGUCUAGAGAAAUGCUUAAAUAUAUUUCAGGUGUUCUGUCCUCAUUGUUAUUUUUAAUUAAAAUUGAUGGUAUAAUGUUGGAACUUUACAUUGACAAAAACUAUUGUUUAAAUUGGUAUUGAAGUUUAUAUGGGGCCCAACAAAGUCAUAGUUACUUUUGUUGCUCCUGAAAUAGUUUGUCAAGCCUAUACAGUACACCAAUUUAACUACUGUACUUUUCUGUAGUGUGAAUACAGUAAAACCUCAAUAAAUCGGACUUCAACAUAUUGGAAUUUGCUUUUUUCGGAUUGUGAGAUGUUCUGGUCACCAGAAAUACUAAAAAAAAAAAUUAAAAGUGCUUUAAGAAAUGGAAAAAUUUAUAAAAAUAAAUCUUGUGAAAUGAACCACACUCACUGAAUACUGUUCAGUGAUCAUAUUAGAUUUGCUAUAGGCCUACUUAGAACUGAGACAUUCUGAGUGGACUGGGGCUGAUCAGGUGUUGCCACAUUUGUCAGGUUUAUUUAUUUAUUGAUUCAGUAUUAUAUUUUCAUAUGAUUGGCCUCUUAUGGUUUAUGGUUCAUCAUGAUUAAUAUGACGUCUUCAGUAAUAGAGAAAAACUACAACACUGUAUGUAAGCUGUAAUAUGACUUGAAAAUAAAAGGAUAAGCUAUA
This is a messenger RNA of Homarus americanus (American lobster), 1976 nucleotides long. RefSeq names its product derlin-1-like (gene Der-1). Gene Ontology annotation, cellular component: endoplasmic reticulum membrane; Hrd1p ubiquitin ligase ERAD-L complex. Gene Ontology annotation, biological process: endoplasmic reticulum unfolded protein response. The record is from RefSeq and is a predicted model, not a curated record. The coding region runs from base 64 to 510 and encodes 148 amino acids. The transcript has 3 exons. NCBI's taxonomy places the organism in Eukaryota, Metazoa, Arthropoda, Malacostraca, Decapoda, Nephropidae. Gene Ontology annotation, molecular function: ubiquitin-specific protease binding; misfolded protein binding.